ACAGGGUCUCGAGUUCAUCUACACACCAAGAGUAAACUAGCAAGAGGAGAAAUACUUUUAACCGGCCUGUAAACUGACAGUCAAACUGUUUGCAAACCAAAUUCUUAUCGUUUACAGCCAUUUUGGCAGCUUCUCGGGGGCGACACGUGUGUCAUGAAUACGCGUUUGCGCUCUCAGCACCGGUGACUCUUCAGUCAAAAAGUACAGCAGUAGGAAGAGUGCAAAAGACGGAUGUAACACAAUGCACCGCGUCGCCAACGAUACAACGUAGCCAAGCAGCUGUUUAAAGUUUUUAUUUAGAGUUGGAGACGUAUUUUCUUCUUGUAUGCCUUUGUUGGAGGAGUGUUUAUUGAUUGGGAUCAUAUCUCGAGCGCAAGAGUGUGCGUUUCUUACAGAAGGAAUUAUUAAAGGUAAUUUUAAUGGGGUCACAAGGACCAGGACGUAAAAGAACCCCCAGCAAAAAUGGGUUGACUGCCGAGGAAGAUGCCCUCAACAUCAUUGCAAGAGAGGCUGAAGCCCGUUUGGCAGCCAAGAGAGCGGCCCGUGCAGAAGCGCGUGAGAUCAGAAUGAAAGAACUGGAAAGGCAACAGAAAGAGAUUUAUCAGGUGCAGAAGAAAUACUAUGGACUGGAUAAACUCGACAACAAAUGGGGGGACAUUGAGCAGUGGAUGGAGGACAGUGAACAGUAUACACGCUUCUCACAGAGACAUGCUUCGGUGUCAGAUGAUGAAGAACGGAUGUCAGUUGGUAGCAGGAGCAACGUACGGUUGGAUUUGGAAGCGGCAGGUGCUUACAGUGGGCUUCCUCAGGCCUCCUCCUCUCACUCACUUAAGAAGUCCAAGAAAAAGAAGAAACAUUCUUCCAGAGCUAGCAAUGGCUAUGAUGAUGAUCUCAACACAGUAUCUAGUCGGAGCUCCAGACUCAGUGAUGAGAGCAAAAUGUCUCGCUCCUCAAGAAUUGAUCUGCAGUCGAGUGCCUACUAUUCUUCAGAGUUGUACAGCAGCAGUAGUUAUUCCUCUAAACAUCAAGGCCCCUCCUACAAUGGCUACCAGCUGUCUCUGCUGCACUGCAGGAAGUACAGGGGUUCUACAUAUAAGGACAGUCUUUACAGUGGCUCUCGACGCUCCAGUAUUCGUGCUUCCUCUGGAUGCAGUGGUUUCCUGGGCUCCAGCUCUAGGACUUCGUCCAGGGCAAAUUCUGCAUGUGGCAGCCCGGUGGAGGACUGUGGCAGCUCAGUGCCCAGUUAUUUGUGCAACACUGGUAACAGUGGCCUCUCUAGAGACCUAGACCAUGUCAUCAUCCCUGACCUGCCAGAUGUUAAUGGGAGACUGUCUAUGGUUGAUGACCGGUUAGAGCGAGACUACUUGGAAAAGGGCUCUUCACGUGCAUCAACUUUAUCUGGCGCCACUCUUACCUCUUUGGGUGGGACGUCUUCACGGAGAGGAAGUGGAGAUACAUCCAUCACUGUUGACACAGAAGCCUCUAUACGGGAAAUCAAGGAGAUUCAUGAGCUUAAGGAUCAGAUUCAAGACGUGGAGGCAAAGCACAUGCAGAACCUCAAAGAGCUCAAGGAUGCCCUGUUGGAAGUAGAGGAAAAGUUCCGGAAGGCCAUGGUGUCCAACGCACAGCUGGAUAAUGAGAAGACCAAUCUGAUUUAUGAAGUGGACACUUUGAAAGACUCUUUGAUUGGACUGGAGGAGAUGCUCUUUGAAACACGCCGUGAGCUUGAGGACAAGAGUAAGGACCUAGAACGAGAGAAGCAUGCCCACAGUAUACUGCAAUUUCAGUUCACUGAAUUGAAAGAGACAUUGAAACAAAGUGAAGAACUUCUAACUGAGAUCCGUCAGUUACGACUCAAGCAGGAUGGCUUUGUUAGGGAGAUUUCUGACCUCCAGGAAACAGUUGAAUGGAAGAAUAAAAAAAUUGGGGCAUUAGAGAGGCAGAAGGAAUUUUCUGAUGCCAUUCGAAAUGAAAGGGAUGAGCUCAGAGAUGAGGUUGUUCAGCUCAAAGAUAUUUUGAAGAAACAUGGUAUUGUCCUUGGACCUGAUCUGGCCACCAAUGGAGAAACAGGGGAACAAGCAGGAGAGGCUGAUCAGAAUUCUCAAACGUCAUCUGCUGAAAUCAGAGAAGGGAGUAGCGUACUUGGCACUCAUCAGUUGGAGCUGAGUAAAGACCAGCACCAAAAAGAUUUGGAUAAGGAGGUGCAGCUGUCUUCACAUGUCCCAUUCAGUUCUACAAAGACAUCUUUAAAGGCAACCCUUAGGGACAAAAUGAAUCAGGGUGUAGGGCAGUCUGAGAAUAGACCUGAAGUAUCUCCAACUCCUGUUGGUGAAGACGUGCUCACUGCAGCAAGACCCAUUGAAGAGAUCAAAGUAGAGGAGUCCAUACUGGAAGAUUCAGGUUGUAAAAUAGUGGAAUUAGAGUGUAAUGUUCACACUGAUGCACACAUGGGCACAGAUCAACAAGAUGGCAUAAUGCCUGUCGAUCUUAGUCAGGCAGUCAAAGAAGAAACUCCUGUAGAGUCCAUCUCUAGUCCAAUCCCAGAUAAAGAUCAAACUGAUGAGGCAGAGCUUGAUAAUAAAAGCAAAGAAGAGCCUGUGGAAUCGUUUCAAACUGAGAAACUUCCACAAACCCAAGGUGCCAGUGUUUCAAAUAAAAAGAGGAAAAAGAAAAAGAAAGGCAAGCAAAAACAAAGCAAAAAGCAAGAGAGUGACAAACAGGUGGAUGACAAGAAUGUAAAAGUCUUGAGUGAGAAUCCAAACCAAAAGAUGGAAAGUGAUCAAGAGGGUAACCACAAGGAACUCUUAGGGAAUUAUGUAUCCCAAACAACAAUGAAUUCAAAAGUCCCAGCUGAUUCACAUGAUGAUAAAAGAACUGAUGAAACAGACUGUGUUAAAAUACCAAGCACAAAUUUAAAUGCUGAUGAUGCUAGAGACACAUUUCAGUCAGUUACGGAUGAGGCUGAUUCAGGAAAAAGUUCUAAAACCAUCUCAGAUUUUGAUUGCCCUGAAUCUAGAACAAGCACUGGUGUUCUUUCAGAUGCUCAGUCUAAAAGCAGUAUAACUAACCUCACAACUAUUAUUGAUGAACAAACCGAGGACUCAACAAUUCCUGGCCAAGAGGUUGUAAUCCUCUCCAGUGAGAUUGAUUCUUCAGAAAAAAAGGAUUUACUGUCUCAUACACUUUCUUCUAAGCCCAUGAAUGCUGUUGGCGAGUGUGUGGAACCCCCCGAGUCUAUCAGCAACUCUGAAAACAUUGAGGAUUAUUUGUCAAUAGAAGUUAAGGAAGUGAAGAGUGAUCUGGACCGUGAUGCAGUAGAACAGGAGGCAAGGCUCCAAAAUAUUGAUCCAGAUGGGACCACUUUUCAUGAUGAUCAUGAUGCCUCUGCUCUAAAUCUUUCAUUGUCCUCUGUGCUAAAGAAGGCAGAAAAUGAAGCUGAAAUACAAAUACAGGAACAAGCAACAGAGCCCAUUGAUCAGGAGUUGGAAAUUCAUCUUCAGGACAGUAUUCAAGUGGACCAGAAAGACAUUAAGACACAACAAGAUGAUCUAGUUGAAGAAAAUCUAAUAAUAUCUAAUGUGUUCGAUAGAGAAAAUGUUAAAUACACUGCUAUAACUGAUACCCUUGUUCAACACAUUGGAGAAGAAGCUGAGGAGGAGGAAAGGUUACUCCAAAAUCAGGAAAAACAUGAAGCCUGCAUGUCUGGCGAGGAUGAGACAAAUCAGGAAUCAUUAGAAUCAGGAGCCUCUGACCAAAAACUCGAGCUAGAAAAAUGUGAGGAGGAUGAAAAGGACAAAUUAUUCCUAGAUCAGAUUAUACCUGAGGCUCAACUGUCCAGAGAUGAUCUGGCCAGUAAGGAAUCAGUAGAGACAGAAGCCUUUGAAGAACCCAAUCUUGAAAAAGAUGAGGAUGAUGAAAAAGAAAGAUCACUCCAAGAUGAGGUUAAACCUGAGGCUCAGCUGUCUGGAGAGGAUGAAGCCAAUCAGGAAUCAGUAGAGUCAGGAGCCUCUGACCAAAAACCCAAGCUAGAAAAAUGUGAGGAGUAUGAAAAGGAUAAAUUAUUCCAAGGUCAGGUUAUACCUGAGGCUCAAAUGUCUGGAAAGGAUCCGGCCAGUCAGGAAUCAGUAGAGUCAGAAGCCUUUGGAGAACUCAAUCUAGAAAAAGAUGAGGAAGAUGAGAAAGAAAGAUCAUCCAAAAAUCAAGUUAUGCUUGAUACGCAACUGGCAGGAGAAGAUGACGACAUCGUGGUAGAGUCAGAUGCGUUUGCUCAAGAACUCAAGGAAGAAAAUGAGGAGGAAGACGAAGGAGAAUCAUUUGAUUUUGAUGACAUGGAUCUUGAAGCAUCAUCAGAUUUACUUCCUAAAAACAGUCUAGAUCAACCAAAUAUGGAUGUUACACUGUUAAAAGAAAAUGUACAUGUUCCAAGCCAGGAAUUCCAAAGCGAUGUCAUUGAGGACCGGACACAAGAUGAUUGUGGACCUCUGGAACUUGCAGCUCAGGUACCAAAACCAAAGGAGCAUAUGGAUGAUGGACUUGCCAUAGAAAACCUACAAACAACAACAGAGGUAGAAGGAUGUUUACCAGAGGACAGCCAGGUCAACAAGGAAGAAGUUAGACCUAGUCAUCAGCAACAUGAGUCACCUGAAAAUAAAGAAUUCACAGUUGAGAAGCAUCUACAAUCAGCAGAAGAUAUAAGACACAAUGAGGGAGUUAAUCUUAUCUCAGAGAUGGGGACAAGAGAUGUUGGCCAAGAGAUCAUUCACAAUGAAUCAAAGAUUUCAGGAGAGCAGGAGGUUGAGAGGGAAACAACAGUGAGCAACAAGGAAGAUGAUAGAAAGGAAUCUAAAAAAAGUAGCAAGAAAGGGAAGGGUAAAGGGAAAGAAGAAUGUAAAAUGUCUUAAUAUACAAGGUUGUGCAGAGUCUUUUUUUUAUUAUUCAUCUCUUCAACAUUGCAAGUAUGUAGGUCUUAAUGAAACUAUUUUGGGACCAUUACUGUAAAGACUUCUGAGAACCCUAGGAUACCAAAUGUUAUCUUACAGUUUUUGAUAAAGACUUAGUCUUAUCAUCUGCCAUGUUAUUUUCAUAAGUAUGUUUCAGCAAACACAUUUUAUACAUAAAUACUUUACAUCUGAUUAAAAAUGCUGGAUUAUCUCUGGAUGUGAAAUAGGCCAAACAGAAUGUCUGAUACAUUUUUAAAACCGAUCACACAUUAAAUGCUAGCAGUAAAGAGUGUAAAAGGUCAUAUUUACUUUGAAAUGUUACAUAAUGAUAUGAUGUUUCACAUAAAAUAAGUAAUGUAAUAAUAAAAUGAAAGUUUUUGCUACCUUUAACAGCUUGUUUACUAUGCUGCAUUUAUAGUUAUCAAUGACACCUGACAUGUUUUCUAAUUAAAGUGUCUUUGGGUGAAUAGGACACAAUGUAUUUUGUGUGCUGUUUAUAUUAAUAGGUGUGUUCCAUGUGGUAAAUAAAAUACUUUGUUGGGGACAUUCCCUAUUUAAUAUUCCUCGAAGGGUUUGACUGGAACUUUGUAGUUACACUUUGUAUUUCAAUUAAAAUUGUGGGAGAUAAUAACAAGUGGAAAUGUUUAAUUUAUUCUGUUUGGUGACCAAAGACGAUGUUGGAACCUAGAGAUCUAUUGACCUAUCCUAAAAUAAAACCCAAAUUAAAAAAAGAAAAAUUUUAACAAUGCCAGCUGAUUGAUGUCCAGUUGAAUAUUUUAAAGUCCAAAUGAGGAAAUGGCUAUUUUUCAAAAAUACAAAUAAAACUACAGUCAUGUUUUACUAUUUA
Molecule: messenger RNA, 5787 nt
Organism: Myxocyprinus asiaticus (Chinese sucker)
Lineage: Eukaryota; Metazoa; Chordata; Actinopteri; Cypriniformes; Catostomidae
Gene: lrrfip1a
Product: leucine rich repeat (in FLII) interacting protein 1a
Exons: 24
Coding region: 420-4901 (1493 amino acids)
Biological process (GO): regulation of transcription by RNA polymerase II
Molecular function (GO): DNA-binding transcription factor activity, RNA polymerase II-specific; RNA polymerase II cis-regulatory region sequence-specific DNA binding
Source: RefSeq, a predicted model, not a curated record